CAUGGCAACCGCAAAUACCUCAUCCCUCCUCGGUCCACCGGAACUCUACCAUUCCCAAUCCAAAACCUCCGUCCCACCGCCUUCUUCAACCGUCGUUUCACACCCAUUCAUCAAUGCCAUGGUCUCCAGCUUCAACUCCAUCGCCACUUCCCCCAGUCCACCUCCGGCCCUGAUGGGUUACACCGAAAACAUGUCUGCUACGUUUCUCUCAACCGGAAACCCUUGUCUCGAUUUCUUCUUCCAUGUUGUCCCCUACACUCCACCCGAAUCUAUAACCCAACGUCUGAACGAAUCAUGGGACCACGACCCGUUGAAAACUUUAAAACUAAUCUGCAAUCUUCGUGGGGUUCGAGGGACGGGAAAAUCAGAUAAAGAAGGGUACUAUAUCUCGGCUUUAUGGCUUCAUAAAAACCAUCCCAAAACUCUCGCCAGCAAUGUGGAUUCUUUGGCCAAAUUUGGGUAUUUUAAGGACUUGCCUGAGAUAAUGUAUCGACUUCUAGAAGGAGCUGAUGUUCGACAAAAAGCAAAAGAGGAACGUAUGCAACGAUCAAAUCAUCGGUGCCGGAGGAAAAGUAAUUGGGCACACAAUCGGUUGAGGGGCUCAAAAAAGAACAGAGUGCCGCAAGAGGUAAGAAUUAUGGAGGAGAUGAAGAGAGUGGAGAUCAAGAAGUCAAAUGCAAGCAAGAUUAGAAAAGAGAAGAGGAUCAAGAUGGCUACAAAAGCUAUCCAACGGUAUAACACUGACCCAGAUUACAAGUUCUUGCACGAAUGUGUCUCUGAUCUUUUCUCCAAGCUUCUGAGAUCUGACAUCAAGUUCUUGGAAGAAGGAAAGUCGAGAAAAAUCAGUCUUGCUGCCAAAUGGUGUCCUUCAAUAGAUUCAUCUUUCGACAAGUCAACUUUGCUUUGCGAAAGCAUUGCAAAAAAAGUUUUCCCGAGAGAAGAGUACUCGGAAUAUGAGGGCAUAGAAGAAGCACAUUAUGCUUAUCGUGUCCGUGAUAGGCUAAGGAAGCAAAUUUUGGUACCUCUUCGAAAAGCUUUGGAGUUACCAGAGGUUUACAUAGGAAAAAAUCAAUGGAGCUUGAUCCCAUAUAAUAGAGUAGCUUCCGUAGCCAUGAAAUUAUACAAAGAGCACUUUCAAAAGCACGAUGGGCCAAGGUUCGAGGAGUUUCUGGAAAAUGUGAGGUCGGGUAAGGCCAAGAUCGCAGCAGGUGCAUUGCUACCACACGAUAUCAUAUCAUCCUUGGAAGAUAGCGACGGUGGUGAGGUGGCAGAGCUUCAAUGGAAAAGAAUGGUGGACGAUAUGGCAAAAAGAGGAAAGUUGAACAACUGUUUGGCGAUAUGUGAUGUUUCAGGUAGCAUGAAUGGGAUUCCUAUGCAGGUUUCUGUGGCUCUCGGACUUCUUGUUUCUGAAUUAAGUGAGGAGCCGUGGAAAGGGAAGCUUAUUACGUUUAGUGCAAACCCAGAGCUGCAGAUGGUGAGAGGAGAUGAUCUGAAAUCAAAGAUUGCAUUCAUGAAAAGAAUGGAAUGGGGGAUGAACACUAAUUUCCAGAAAGUGUUUGAUCUGAUUCUUGAAGUGGCGUCAAAAGGAAAUUUAAGGGAAGAUGAGAUGAUCAAGAGGGUGUUUGUAUUUAGUGACAUGGAAUUUGACCAAGCUUCACGGACUCCUUGGGAGACGGAUUAUCAAGCUAUUCAGAGGAAGUUUACAGAGAAAGGAUACGGAGGAGUAGUGCCAGAAAUAGUGUUUUGGAAUCUUAGAGACUCACAUAGUACUCCAGUGACAAGGAAGCAGAAAGGGGUGGCACUUGUCAGCGGGUUUUCAAAGAAUUUGAUGACCUUGUUCAUGGAAGGAGGAGGAAGUUUGAACCCUGAGGAUGUCAUGGACAGUGCUAUUUCAGGGGAGGAGUACCAGAAACUGGUGGUGGUUGAUUAAUGUUUAAUGAAUUGUGUAUAAAAAAGAAUCGAAGCGUUAUGAGUUUUGCAUUUACAAUGUGAUGAUUGCAAACGGUUAAUGUCAUAUGAUAUUUCUAUCUACCUGUUGAGACAUAUUCCAAUUUUAUAGAAUGCUACUGCAAGAGAUAGACAUUAGAUACAGAGGCAUCAAAACUAAUUGUAUUAUUAUCACACUUUUAACUCAUGGUAUGCAAUGGUUCCCAUCAUAACAAAA
Erigeron canadensis is the source of this 2164-nucleotide messenger RNA. RefSeq lists its product as uncharacterized. NCBI's taxonomy places the organism in Eukaryota, Viridiplantae, Streptophyta, Magnoliopsida, Asterales, Asteraceae. The record is from RefSeq and is a predicted model, not a curated record. The coding region runs from base 2 to 1930 and encodes 642 amino acids. The transcript has a single exon.